Messenger RNA from Myzus persicae (green peach aphid), 1263 nucleotides. Its product is annotated as zinc finger BED domain-containing protein 1-like. Gene Ontology annotation, molecular function: DNA binding. The coding region runs from base 1 to 1263 and encodes 420 amino acids. Lineage: Eukaryota; Metazoa; Arthropoda; Insecta; Hemiptera; Aphididae. The transcript has 6 exons. The record is from RefSeq and is a predicted model, not a curated record.
AUGUAUAACAAAAAUCGUUCUGGUGUUUGGAAUUAUAUGGCCAAAGAUCCGAACACUCCAGGUCAAAUUCAAUGUAAAUUAUGUAAACUAAAAAUAAAAUAUUCAAAUAAUACAUCAAAUGUUUGGGACCAUUUACGUCGAAAACAUAGUACAGUAUUGGAAGCUAAUAAAUUAGCAACACAAGUAGAAGAGGUUGAUGACAUAAAUGUUUCCAACGAACCAUCGACGUCUACAAAUUCUACAGCAGUGGCUCAUUAUGAACACAGUACUGUACAGAUACAAGGACCACCUACCAAAAGACAAAAACAAUUGACACUUAAGAAUAGGUUUAGCUUACCACCUGACAGUAAAGUAGACCAAUUCAACAAGGCUGUGGUUGAAAUGAUUGCAGAAGAUAUGCAACCAUUAUCUAUCGUAGAGAACAGUGGAUUUCGAAAACUUAUUAAUCUAUUUGAUUCGCGUUAUAAAUUGCCUAGCCACAAACUUAUUGGAACAACUCUUAUACCAAAUUUUAAUUUUAAUUUGAAAACAUAUGUUCUAACUACAAGAAAACUGGAAUCCAACCAUACAGCACAAUACUUAUCUGGAGUACUAACAGAUAUCAUUAGAGAGUGGAAAAUAAACACUAAAGUUGUAGCAAUCGUCACAGACUCUGGUGCAAAUAUUAAGGCAGCAAUAAAAUUAUUAGGAAUUGACCAUAUUCCAUGUGCUGCUCAUCAAUUAAAUAAUGCUGUGAAAAAUGCAUUGAAAAGUGAAUUUGAAGAAGAUGACAUUGACACAAACCAAACUGAAGAAGUAGAUAUGAUGAAGCUGGUUAAAAUGUGUCGUUCUAUUGUUGGGCAUUUCAAGCAUAGCGAGGUAUCAACUAGAAUUCUUCAUGAAAAACAGAAACAACUAAAUUCUCCUGUUUUAAAGUUAAUACAAGAUAUAGCAAUUCGUUGGAAUAGUACACUAACUAUGAUGGAACGUUUGCUAUUAGUUAAAGAACCUCUGAUGCUGGUUUCAAUGGGCUUACCACGAUGUCCAAACAUGCCAUCAAAUGAACAGUGGCAAACCAUUAAUGAUUUUAUCUUCGAUUUAAAAAAAGCUGCAUUUACAUCAAAUGAUAAUGCCAAUGACGCUGAACAAGAAGUGCAAAAAGAGAUAGCAGACUGCAUUAAAACUAAUGUUCCUGAGAGAACUGCACUUCACCCAAGUGUAACUCAGACAACUUUGACACCAGAACAACUAGAAGUCAUUCCAAAGAGCAAGAAAAUUUAUUAA